CUUUAUAUUCUUUGUUUUAUGUCUGUGCCAAAUAAAUACAUAAAUGUUUACGAACUCCAAAAAGAGCGAAUUUGCCUAUGCGAUCAAACCGGAAGCUGCGGUGUACCAAAUACACGAUCGUAGAGAGCCACCAGCCAUGAUGAACUUUGCAGCAGGCGACACGUCGUACCACGAACGCAGGAGGGGACGAGUGUUCGUUGACGAUCCGCUAUCUAGUCUUGAACAAGAGAUACUGCUGUUCAGACACAACAACAUCCAGAAAUUUCAACAAGUCUUAGGUUGCGUGGAAGAGGAACCGGAAUACAGGCUGGACGACAUCGAAUGCGCUCUGCGCUACAAUUCGCUCGAUUCUGGGAUCCCGAUUGAGUAUGACGAGGAYGAAGUUGCCAACUCAAUAAACACAACUCUGAACAGGUUGAUUUCGUUGUCGCURGAACAGCAGUGUUUCCGGCAACCGGAUGGGGAUGAGUGUACGACCGCGAUGAGCAGUUUCACCGCCGCAGCCGCACCGGUUACCGUCAAGUCCAACAACAACUGCUGUAGUCCUGUGCCAUUGAACGAGACUUAUAACCUGGUCGAAGAAGUAUACGUCAACCGAGAUCAAUGUCACACGACCGAGCUCCAGGUGCUGGACGAAUCGCCCGAAGACGGUAUCGUGGUGGCGAUCGACAUCGGUACGACGUACACGGGUUACGCGUACUCGUUCAGACGGUCUGGCAGGAUUACCAUCAUGAAGAAACCCGACUACGAAUGCGAUACGAUAGUCGAUGGUCAAAAAAUACCCACAGCUCUACUGUUAUCGCCAGAUUUUAAUUUCCAUUCGUUUGGAACUGCGGCCCGUGAUUAUUUUCAUGAUAUGCACCCGGAGGAAGCACACAAGUGGUACUACUUUGAUAAGUUCAAGAUGUUUUUAUACAAUAAAGACGUAAUCUCUAAAGAAACACAUAUAAUGGCCGCCAACAGUGUGUCCCUCCCAGCCACUCGCAUAUUGACUGAAGCUUUACGACACCUUAGAUAUUUAAUUUUAGAAGAACUCACUGAACGGUGUUCCGAAGCUUUGAGCCUGGAUUCAAUUUCGUGGAUACUUGCCGUGCCUGCUAUUUGGAAUAAAAGUACCAGGCACUUGAUGAAAGAAAUUGCAAUCGAGGCCGGGUUGGGUAGUUUGGAAAAUCCAGAAGCUGUGACUAUAGUUUUGGAGCCUGAAGCAGCAGCUGUACAUUGUCGCAGUGCACGGCUAAAAAAUACCAAAGUUCUUUCUAAAAUUAGUUUUCAGGAUACUUACGAAACUGAUUAUUGUGUUUUGAACGAAAUAGGCGAAGGAUGUAACUAUUUAGUUGUUAAUUGUGGCGGUGGUACAGUAGACGUAACAAUUCAUCAAGUGUGCCGUACUGCCAACCGACUUCCGAUCAGUAAACUUCAUAAACCUUCAGCAGGCGUCUGUGGAUCUCUAAGUGUAGAUAUUGAAUUUGUUAAGCUCCUGUGUGCUUUAUUCGGUUUUGGAUUCAUGUCAGAUUUUAAACUUCAACGACCUGCGGCUUAUAUGGAACUCCUUCAGAGAUUUGAAGAAGCUAAAAAGUYUGUCUCCAGCAAAGUGAGAGCGCCUAUAGUUAUAAGGCCACCGUACGCGUUUAUCGAACACUACUUGAAGUAUUCAGACAAAGAYGUAUCGGACGCCGUGAGAGAUUACGGAUCCGACGCGAUCGUGUGGAAUGAACUGGACGGUGUUUUCAUUUUACACUAUAUGGCCAUCGAGCCACUUUUUCUGCCAAGCUUUGCAUGCAUUUCGGAACAAAUCAACAACAUAGUAAACGACAACCAAAAAGUCACCCACAUGUUUUUGGUUGGAGGUUACUCUCAGUCACUGUGGCUCCAAGAAAAGAUCUCCGAGCGUUUUAGCGACCGCUUGAAAAUAAUCUUACCCGACAUGGSUUAUGUCAGCGUACUACGCGGGGCUGUCAUGUACGAUUUGAAUAGGUCGGAUACGCCUGCGUAUAGAGCCAAACACAGUUACGCUGUGGGCAUAAUCAAACCAUUCGUCGACAACACUCAUCCAAUAGAAAAACUCGUCAUAAAAGAUGGUAAGCGUUGGUGUACAGACUUGUUGGAUUACCUAAUCGAAGAAAACGAUUGUAUAAGAGAUAAUGAGACGGUCAUAAAAAAAUACACACCUGCGAACUCUUCACAGGAUUCGAUCGUAAUCAAUAUAUACCUAGUACAUAAUCUAUCAGCCAAGUUCGUUACGGACGACGGAGURUUAAAGUGUGGUUCGUUAAAACUGACGARAAACGAAGACGUUCAACUGUCUAAAGAACUGUUGGUACAAAUAGGAUUUUGUGGUCAAGGAGAAGUGGUCGCGACCGCUUUAGAUUUAGCGAGUGGUACUCGAGUGGAUGCUCAGAUCGCUGAAACCGAUUGUUGAAAGAAUAUAGUCUUGUACCUAUUGAGAUUUUGUUUUAAAAUAUAAUUAAGUCCUUAGGUAUAUUGUAUAUAAAUUAUAAAUAUAUUGUUGUGUUUAAAAUUCAGGCUCAAUGAAAUAUGUAUCUAAAUCGACUAAAUCUCUAUUAUUGGCUAUUUAAAUAAUAAAUUGUAUAUUUUACAACUAUAUUACUGUUUUAAACUUAAAAUAUUAUUCUUAUUUCUUAACAUGAUGUGGGUAUUUAAUAUUAUACUGAUUAUAAUUUAUACGUACUAGGUAAAGAGUCUUUAGUAAAGACUUAGAAUAAUUUAUGUAAUAUCGAUAUUUGAGAUAACUAAUAUCUGCAUAUCUGAAAUCAACAAUGUACCUUGUACCUACCUAAUACCAUUGAUUAAAUAUACUUAAUAUAUUUAAUCAAUGCUAAUACCUAACAAAGUAACAACCAAAUUUUAUAUAAUAUUACAAUUAUUAUUUGUUAGUCAUUAAAUAGUUAGCAGGUACUUCUAUAAUUACCUGUUAUUUGUUAAGAUUA
Messenger RNA from Diuraphis noxia (Russian wheat aphid), 2948 nucleotides. Its product is annotated as heat shock 70 kDa protein 12A-like. NCBI's taxonomy places the organism in Eukaryota, Metazoa, Arthropoda, Insecta, Hemiptera, Aphididae. The record is from RefSeq and is a predicted model, not a curated record.